Messenger RNA from Acanthaster planci (crown-of-thorns starfish), 675 nucleotides. RefSeq names its product perlucin-like protein. NCBI's taxonomy places the organism in Eukaryota, Metazoa, Echinodermata, Asteroidea, Valvatida, Acanthasteridae. The record is from RefSeq and is a predicted model, not a curated record.
UAGGAAUGGCUGCAAAGCCAGAUUAGGGACACAAAAUUCAAAAUCAUUCUUAUCACUUUUGGUCGCUCGUUCUGAGAUCGUACCAGGAUUUAGAAGUGCCUUGUCACUCGCACCGCCGGGCACUAAAUUUGCUAUAAAGGCCCGAUAUGUUGGAUGCCUCGUCACUCUUGAAAUCAGAGCCUCACACACCGGUGAACCAUGAAUCGAUUGUUCCUCGUGGGCCUGCUGUUAUUGGUGGUUACGGAGGUGCUUGCCUCUUCAUGCCCGGCGGGCUACUAUCGGCGUCCGGGGGGCAACUGCUACAAGUUGUGGACCCAGAAGAGGAAAUGGGGUGAAGCCAACGUCAUCUGCCGAACGGAAAACUCCUGGCUGGUCACCCUCAAUAAUGAGGUAGAAAGUGAUUGGGUCAACAACUUCUUCAUAAGCAACAGGCGUCACGAAUGCAACAAAUGGUACUGGAUUGGACUUAAUGACAUUUCCAACGAAGACGUCUGGACUUGGAUAUCGGACAACAGCCCCCUCCAUUACUCCAACUGGAAGAAUAACGAGCCGAACAACAGCGGCAAUGAAGAUUCGGUGGAGGUGGACUGUGAGAACCGUCAGUGGAACGAUGAAGACAGCUGGGGCAACGAAGAAUGUUUCAUCUGUGAGAUGGACACAGAAGCCACCUGUUAG